Messenger RNA from Spirodela intermedia, 2628 nucleotides. The record is from the annotation of a GenBank genome assembly. NCBI's taxonomy places the organism in Eukaryota, Viridiplantae, Streptophyta, Magnoliopsida, Alismatales, Araceae.
AUGCGGACCCUUGCGUGCUGCCACCGCGCCCGGGAGAUUAGCCUCGACUUCGACCAGGCCGACCCUCGUAAGCCCACCUUCCCCCUGCCUACUCUAUCCUCUCUCGACUUCCGCACGCUGGCCGGAAGCCCAAGGUAGUAGGAGAACAAGACGGAGGAGGCGGUGCUGAUCCUUUCCUUAGCCAUGCUGGGAUUUUUUCCUUUUCCUAUCUUGCGGCCUGAAAAUGGAGAAUUUAUGAAGCAGGUAAUCAGUAAAGUUGUCGUAGAAAACGUUCAGAUCAUAAUCAUAAUCUCUGUAGUUCUCGAGGUCAGGCUCGUAUCUGCAGAGAGAGAGAGAGAGAGACGGUGGUGCUGCAUUAUCGUCUGACUUUCUGUCCACCCACCCGGCAUUUAUGCUGCUUUUGACCGGCGGCGCGCUUUUGCCUAAAUCUGCGGGAAGAAGAUGACCUCACCGGCGGGGGCGGGGGGCGGUAAUUUAUUGGUGCAGGGGUGACGACCUACAGCGGGCUUGAGAGCUGCAUCCUCAACCAUGGCGGCUACUCGUGCGGGACGGAGUAUAGUGCGAGCCAGGCCAGCGACUCACAGGUGGGGGACGAGCUCAGCUGCUCAUCCUCCAGCAAAGGGGAGGACAGCUUCGCCUCGUCCUCCCCCGGCUGGCCGGCCGCCGGCGGCGGCGGCGGGAGCGAGGAGGAAUGCGGGCUGCUCGCUGGCGACUGGGCCGCCGUGAGGAGCCCCUACCCAUUCUACCGCGGUCGGCGGCCCCCUCGCUCGUCGGAGGACAAGGACAAGGUUCCCAUUUACAGCACGGGGUUCGCCGACGUCGAGAGCAUGAAGGAGAAGUUCGCGAGGCUGCUGCUCGGGGAGGACGGCUCCGGCGGCCGGCGGGGGGUCGCCACUGCGGUGGCCUUGUCCAACGCCAUCUCCAACCUCGCCGGUACGGUUGCUGAUCGUCCUGGUUUCUUUCUUCUUUUCCGGUCGGUCGAUUUUGUUCUUGAUUGACCUUCGAUUCGACCUCGCAGUGUGCACCUUUGGGGAGCUGUGGAAGUUGGAGCCACUGCCGGAGGAGAAGAAGAGCAAGUGGCGGAGGGAGAUGGACUGGCUGCUCUCUCCCACCAACUACAUGGUGGAGCUCGUCCCCGGCAAGCAGACCGGCGCCAAUGGCCGAACGCUGGAGGUACUCCUGCUCUUUCCAUCUCCCGCCGCCACCGCCACCGCCACCGCCACCGCCACCGCUGCCACCCUCUGAUCCGUUCUUCCUCUCAGAUUAUGACGCCCAGAGCUCGCGCCGACGUCCACACGACUCUCCCGGCCCUUCAGAAGCUCGACUCCAUCCUCGUCGUAAGUCCUCCGACGAUUCUACGCCUUCCGCUCUGCUGCUCCCUUCUUCGUGUAAUCCCCCUUCGGAGGAGGAGAUAUUUGAGAGGAGGAUGAAUGAACCUGCGAGCAGGAGGUGCUCGACUCGAUGGUAGAGACGGAGUUCUGGUACGCCGAGGGCCGCAGCCGCACGGCGGAGAAGGCGGCGCAGGGCGGCGGCGGCGGCGGCGGCGGCCGGCCGGGGAAGAGGUGGUGGCUGCCGUCCCCCCGGGUCCCCGAGGCGGGGCUCUCCCGUUCGCAGAGGAAGAAGCUGGGUUUUCAGGGGAAGUGCGUGUACCAGGUGAUGAAGGCCGUGAAGUCCAUCAACGAGCAGAUUCUCCUUCAGAUCCCCCUGCCCGACGCCAUUAGAGACGCCCUCCCAAAAGUACGCCGCCAUGUCACUAAUUCUCUACGUCUUCAUCAUCAUCAUCAUAAUCAUCAGAGUUCUCGUCUUUCGACAGUCGGGGAAGGUGGGGAUGGGGGAGGACCUGGAGAGGCUGGUCUCGUCGGAGCUGUGCUCGGUGGAGGACAUCUUCCGGUCGCUGGACCUGAGUUCGGAGCACGGGGUCCUCGACAUUGUCAACCGGCUGGAAGGGGCCGCCUUCGCCUGGCGGGAGAGGCUCUCUGGCGGCGUCGCCAAGAAGGGGCGGCGGGCGUGGGCGGCGAUCGCGCGAGACGGCGGCGCCAAGCCGGUGGCGAAGAUCGGGGUCUCCCUCGAGAGGGUGGGUGCGCUGCUCUACCUGCUGAGGGACCGAUUUCCCAAUCUCCCCCAGACUUUCUUCGCCGUCGCGAAGAUCAGAUCCAACAAGGUGAGCGCGAAGAUCAGAUCGCUCGUCCGAACCAGUCAGUCGUCUAACAAUGGAGCGGAAGCAGAAUGACGAUUAUAAUGAUAAUGAUGAUGAAGAAGAUCUCUGGUUUUGCGCAGGACGUGGGGCACGCGAUCGUUGAGGCCUACUCAAGAGUUCUGGGGAAUCUGGCCUUCUGCAUCCUCACCCGAAUCGGAGACGUCCUCCAGGAAGACGACCUGCACCAGCCCAUCAGCACCGCCGACGCCGACCUCAAGUUCGAGCUCUCCUCCGAGAUGUACCUCAGCGGCGCCGCCGAGACCCCGCCGGGCUACAUCAAGCGAGCGCUCAUCGACCAGAUGGACAUGGCAGACGGCCGCCUCCGCGUCGCCGACGUUAUCAGGUGCCCCUGGCAGCUCUUCCCAGAGAAGAAGAUCGCCGACGUGUUCCCGGCGAGUCUUCCCACCGCCAGGACCUCCCUGCCGUGGUGA